Camelus dromedarius (Arabian camel) is the source of this 3450-nucleotide messenger RNA. It is a transcript of the gene FBXO34, whose product is annotated as F-box protein 34. Gene Ontology annotation, molecular function: protein binding. The transcript has 3 exons. Bases 248 to 2389 code for a protein of 713 amino acids. NCBI's taxonomy places the organism in Eukaryota, Metazoa, Chordata, Mammalia, Artiodactyla, Camelidae. The record is from RefSeq and is a predicted model, not a curated record.
GCCAAACAAAUGGGUUUCGGGGCGAGCGUUGGGCUCAGCCGCGCCGUGCAGGGCGCUCGGUCUGCUUUAACAGUGGGGAGCGAGCCAGGCCUCCUGCCGCCGCCGCUGUAUUGGGGUGUGCAGCCCGGGCCAGGCCCCGGCCGGGGCAGGAGCGCAGAAUUAGUUCCUUGAGGAUUUCGACCGUUUGUUCACUGUAUUCCAAGAGCCUCAUAGAUGCGCAACAAACAUUUGUUGAAGAACCUCUGUUAUGCACCUAAAGCCAUAUUGGAAACUGCAGAAGCAAGUGCGACCUCUGGAAAUCAGCACGGAAACUCUGAGAACUCCUAUGAGCCACCAGGAGGCUAUAAAUGAUGAAAAACUCAAAGCUAGCUGCAUGAAACCAAGUGUCUUUGCUUCAGCCUCUCUUGGUAAAGCAUCAUCUCGAGAGCCUUUUGGGGUCCUAUCUCCAAAUGUUCUGUGCAGUAUGAGUGGGAAGAGUCCCGUAGAGAGCAGCGUGAGUGUUAAAACCAAGAAGAAUGCACCAUCUGCAACAAUCCACCAGGGCGAAGAAGGGGAAGGGCCACUUGAUAUCUGGGCUGUUGUGAAACCAGGAAAUACCAAGGAGAAGAUCGCAUUCUUUGCAGCCCACCAGUGUAGCAAUAGAAUAGGAUCUAUGAAAAUAAAAAGCUCCUGGGAUAUUGAUGGGAGAGCUACUAAAAGAAGGAAAAAAUCAGGGGAUCUUAAAAAAGCCAAGAUACAGUUGGAAAGGAUGAAGGAAGUCAACAGCAGGUGCUACCAGCCUGAGCCUUUUGCGUGUGGCAUUGAGCACUGUUCUGUGCAUUAUGUGAGUGACAGCGGGGACAGUGUCUAUGCCGGAAGGCCUCUGUCAGUCAUCCAGAUGGUUGCCUUCCUCGAGCAAAGAGCCAGUGCUCUGCUAGCCAGUUGUGCGAAAAACUGCACUAACUCAGCUGCCGUGGUGAGGUUUUCUGGCCAAUCCAGGGGUGUGCCCCCAGCCUCUGAGCCCUUUUCUGCUCUAGGGGCAUGUGAAGAACCCACAGAAAGGAGGAAUCCUGAGGUUGGUGAACCACAGAGCGAGCCGGUCCGCGUCCUCGACAUGGUGGCCAGGCUGGAGUCCGAGUGCUUGAAGCAACAGAGCCAGCGGGAGCCCGGGAGCCUCUCGAGGAAUAACAGCUUCCGUCGCAGCGUAGGCCGCAUGCUGCUUGUGAGUGGCACUCAGGCUGAUGAAAGCAGAGCAAACAAAGGCGCCUUGGAGGUGCCUGACACUCAGGCGAAUCCUGUGGGGUCUGUGUCUGUGGACUGUGGCCCCUUGAGAGCUGACCGUUGCUCUCCUCAGGGGGACCAGGCCUGGGACGGCGCUCCUCGGGGCUGUGCCCCACUGCCUGCAGAUGUGAGUUUCCACACGGACAGUGCAGGAUUGCAGCCAGAUCAGCAGACUGCCGGGAAAAGCAGCAAUAGAUACGACGUGGAAAUGACAGAGGAACCUGUCGGGUCACUGUUUCCUCCUCGCACCUCUCCCCAAGCCAUUGAAUUGCCCACAGAUGCUGUUGAUUGUAUGAGUCAAGAGCUUGUGCCACUUACUAACCAAAAUCCUGAUCAGAGAAGAAAAGAAUCUUUGUGUAUUAGCAUCACUGUGUCCAAGGUAGAGAAAGAGCAGGCUUCUAGUUUAAAAUCCUGCGAAGACCCACUUCCAGGGAUGUUGUUUUUUUUGACUCCUGGUCAGCACCAGUCGGGCUGUUCCCAGUUGAGCGAAAGCACAACAGAAGAGCCUUCUGGGGCCAGUCAGCUUGAAGAUGCUGCUGAGGGUGACAGUGCGUCUGGGGAAAAAAGGCUUUCAGCGGAUUCAUUUGUCCCCCCGGCCUCUCCUGUGGAAAGUACGUUACCAGUGCUCGAGGCGUCCAGUUGGAAGAAGCAGGUGUCACAUGACUUUCUGGAGACCAGAUUUAAAAUCCAGCAGCUUUUGGAGCCUCAGCAGUACAUGGCGUUUCUGCCCCACCACAUUAUGGUGAAAAUCUUCAGGUUACUUCCCACUAAGAGUUUAGUGGCUCUUAAAUGUACCUGCUGCUAUUUCAAGUUUAUCAUUGAAUAUUACAAUAUCAGGCCAGCAGAUUCUCGCUGGGUUCGGGAUCCACGCUAUAGAGAGGACCCGUGCAAGCAGUGCAAGAAGAAGUAUGUGAAAGGGGACGUGUCCCUGUGCCGGUGGCACCCUAAGCCCUAUUGCCAGGCGUUGCCCUACGGGCCAGGAUACUGGAUGUGCUGCCACCGGUCUCAGAAGGGCUUCCCUGGCUGUAAGCUGGGGCUUCAUGACAAUCACUGGGUCCCGGCUUGCCACAGCUUCAAUCGGGCAAUCCACAAGAAAUCAAAAGGGACUGAAGCCGAAGAGGAGUACUAGAGUCCGUGUGUGAGGUGAUGGGCUGGUUUUUAAAGCUGCAAGACACCGCCCAUUGCAGUGGGUGCUGCCUGUCUGAGCCCCACUCCAGGAGCCUCCGCUCGCCCCAUCUGGACGGCCGCCGCUCAGGUGUCUGACGAGCUGUGCGGGAGCAUCACUCUCGUCGUUUUACAGCAGUGCCGCGUGUUUGGUCCAGGGGGUAGCCCGCAGUGUGUCACUGGGCUGUGAAUAACUAUGCUGAUUUCCCAGAUCACAUCCUUCCUCAGAGGGUGAGGACUUGCCACCGUCCAGAAUGUUCAGAAGAGUUCAUUGCUGAAUAUGCAGGCAGUCCCCCAGAAGGGGUUCCAGGAAUGUUCUGAGCACUGUCAUCGUGUUUGAAAUAAGUGAACAGUGUCCUGUGAGAAGAACAGCAGUACUCUUGGAUGAGAAGUGUGCUUACAGAGGAAGUCGGGCACCUUAACUUGGACCUUGUGUGCGUGAUUUGUGAGAUUGAUAUUUGUGGUUGGAGGUGGAUUUCAUGCCCUGUGGUGUUUACAGUGUAUAUAAUGGUUGUGUUUUCAUAGGGCUAUGAAAGUGCACAUUAAACCCGAGCGCCUUUACUUUAGAUGAGUGCUUUUGGCCCCUCUGUAAAUAACACUAUUAAAAUCCAGUUGUAAAUAGUGGACGGCUGACUGAACAACAUAAUCACCACAAUGCAGCUAGGAUAGUGUUGCAGCUACAGUUGUGUGGUUUUUGUUUUCUUGUCUCGUCUUAAAUUUGUAUAUCCUGCGUAAGAUAUGAAUGUUUCCCAAAUAAACUAUGAAUGUUUUCUGUAUAAUAUAUGAAUGUUUCUGAGAAGAAACUCUAAAUAGUUAAGAGGUUAACCUGUUGAAAGGAUACCAAAUAAUGGUUUAACUGGACAACCUUAAAAUUAGCAUAGAGAACAAUCCUUGGUUAUAUUUUAGUGAUCUACCAAGAAUGAGAGAAUAUUAUAUAGUCAGAAUAUAACAUUCUUGCCUAUUUUAUUCUUCCUGUCUGGUUACAAUUUUUUUUUAACUUCAAUAAAAACAUGCAUCUUAAAAUGG